Molecule: messenger RNA, 1797 nt
Organism: Uloborus diversus
Lineage: Eukaryota; Metazoa; Arthropoda; Arachnida; Araneae; Uloboridae
Product: carboxylesterase 5A-like
Exons: 4
Coding region: 1-1797 (598 amino acids)
Biological process (GO): acetylcholine catabolic process; choline metabolic process
Cellular component (GO): plasma membrane
Molecular function (GO): acetylcholinesterase activity
Source: RefSeq, a predicted model, not a curated record
AUGAAUCUCCCAGUGAUAAUAUGUUUGGUUGUUGCAUGCAGUACGGCUGCAACUGACGAUCUGAGGAUUUCGACAACUUCAGGUACGGUGAAUGGCAAAUUAGGAAUCACUCUCGGCCAGAAGGUGAAAAUGUUUCUUGGCGUUCCUUAUGCUCAAGCUCCUCUCGCUUCGUUGCGAUUUCGACCCCCCGUGGCUUUACGACAAACGACUGAACUGAAUGCUACUUAUUUCCGGCCAAGUUGCUUACAGCCACCGCAUCUUCCAUCUGUGGUAAGCCCUCUGUUGCAUCUUAACCGGGCCGAAUUCAAUGAAGAUUGUUUGUUUUUGAAUAUUUAUGUUCCUUCUGUGUCCCAAACAUUAAGCAAAUUCCCUGUGAUAGUAUUUCUAGCCGGUGAAGGUUUCAACUAUGCUGAUCCCAGUCAAUUCGACGGAAGUUAUUUAGCAGCUAACGGACUUGUUAUCUUCGUAACUGUCAAUUAUCGAGUAUCAGUCUUCGGAUUCUUGUCAGCUUUAACUGAUAGUGCUCCUGGAAAUGUUGGCUUAUAUGAUCAAAGGCUGGCAUUAAAUUGGAUUAAUGAGAACAUAGAAAACUUUGGAGGUGAUAAGGAUAGAAUUACGCUUUUUGGUCGUUUUACUGGAGCAAUGAGUGCCGCGAUACACGCAUUUUCUCCUCUAAGUCGGAAUGAAAAACUAUUUCAACAAAUUAUACUUCAGAGUGGUGUACCAGUUGGAGACUGGGUUUUCGAUCGAAAUCCUUUAAAUGCUACAUUAUCUUUAGCUGCUAAAAUGCAGUGCCUUUCUAUGAAUUUGAGUGAUACUAUCAACUGUCUUAGGGAAAUCCCAGCUCAAGAACUUCUCGAAGCUUCUAUGGAAGUUAAACAAUCAUGGCGACCAGUUUUCGAUUUCAAGUUAAUUAAUACUGAACCAAUUAAAGCAGCUGCUACAUCUUCAUACAAUCCUGUUGACAUUUUGUUGGGAAUGAACAAUAAUGAAGGAACACUCUGCACUAUUGGACUGCAAGCUGCUCAAUCUCCACUAUUCAAUAAAAUAGUUAAUAACACUAUUAACGAAACUGAUUUUCAAGACCUCCUUACCGACAGCAUGGAUUUUAUGUAUAAAAAAACUGAUCAGCUACUGAACAAGCUGGCUAUUAACAAGUAUAAAUACCUAAGCCAUCGAGCAAGCUUUUCAAUUCAUCCAGCCUUCAUCGAAGCCGGUCAUGGAGAUGAUGUCCUCUUCAGCUUUGGUUUGCCUUUACAGAUGAAAAAUUUGACUGAGCAUGAGAAAACAUUGACAUAUAAGAUGCUUUCCAGUAUCACCAACUUUGCUCGUUUUGGGCAUCCAGAUGGUUAUUACUUGGGGCCUGAUCCAUGGUUGCCAUAUACAAAAGAAGCGCGCUACAUUAUGGAUUUCCGAGCUGAUGAACGUGCUGUUAUAAAGAGCCCCAACCAAGACGCCAUGGACUUCUUUCAUGACAUCAUCCCUGCAGUAGCCGAUUCUGAAUGUUUCCCAUCCCCCCUGCCAAUUGUCCAAGCCUCAUCUCAACGUCUGAUUGUUGAUUCACAUGGGCAGGAGAAACCCAUUACUCCAGGUGUGAUGCUUGGGCUCCUAUGUGGCUUCCUGAUGCAGAUAACAGCGGCAAUCAAUCUCCUGUUCCAUCAAACGCUCAAUCACCGGCCCAACUCCCACCUGUGGCUUCUCCUGUGGCGUCUCCUGCCAACCCACAGGACCCAGGGCAAGCUCAAGGGCAGUCACCGAGAAGAUCGCCCCGAUCUCGCCAAGCACCCUCCAGAUUGA